CCACAAGCUUGAAGCUCCCCCGUUCCUUUUACUCUACUUAUCCGCCACCACAGCAAGAAUGGAGGAGCGCCCACUCUAGUCUACUUCAUCUUCGGGUCCAGAAAUGGCAGCCUCUGCUUCUGCCUCGGCCUCUUCCAUCUCCAUCUCCAACGUCCCUCGCAGAAGCAACUCAUUAUCUUCUCCAACCCCUCAUUUCCUUGCACAAUCCCAGAAAACUGCCUUCCAUGGCUUGUCUUUGAUAAGCAAGAGUGGGAGUAGGAAUAGAGCUCUUUCAGGAAGGAGAGGAUUUGAAAUCAAUGCGAGGACUGCUGGAGCUUCCAGGACCAUUGAGGUUGAGGUUGAUAAGCCUCUAGGCUUGACCCUGGGCCAGAAGUCCGGGGGUGGUGUUGUCAUCACUGCGGUUGAUAGCGGAGGGAAUGCUGCAAAGGCAGGGUUAAAGGCCGGUGACCAAGUCCUUUACACUAGUAGUUUCUUUGGAGAUGAACUGUGGCCUGCAGAUAAGUUGGGAUUUACCAAGACUGCUAUCCAAGCAAAGCCUGACUCUGUCUACUUUGUUGUAAGCAGAGGUGCUGAAGUUGAUGUAAAACGAUUGACCAAGAGGCCUGCUCCUCCUCGCUUUGGCCGGAAAUUAACAGAGGCACAGAAGGCUAGAGCAACUCAUAUAUGUCUUGAUUGUGGAUUCAUUUACACUUUGCAGAAAUCUUUUGAUGAACAACCUGAUAGUUACGUCUGCCCGCAAUGCAGUGCACCGAAAAAGAGAUUUGUUGAGUAUGAUGUGAAUACUGGAAAACCAGUGGGUGGUGCCUUGCCACCCAUUGGAGUCAUUGUUGGUCUUAUUAUUGGCAUUGCAGGAGUUGGAGCAUUGCUUGUGUAUGGCCUCCAGUAGUUAAGUUCAGUAGUAGUCAUAAUUCAUCAGAAUGCUUCAUCCAUUUAUGAUCUUGAUUUGUAAAAGUCCAAACAGCUAAACAUUAUAAUAAUAAUAAAAAAAAAAAAAAAAGAUAAAAGAGGAACUUUUA
Molecule: messenger RNA, 1016 nt
Organism: Dioscorea cayenensis subsp. rotundata (Guinea yam)
Lineage: Eukaryota; Viridiplantae; Streptophyta; Magnoliopsida; Dioscoreales; Dioscoreaceae
Exons: 6
Coding region: 104-886 (260 amino acids)
Molecular function (GO): protein binding; iron ion binding
Source: RefSeq, a predicted model, not a curated record